Molecule: messenger RNA, 6357 nt
Organism: Salmo salar (Atlantic salmon)
Lineage: Eukaryota; Metazoa; Chordata; Actinopteri; Salmoniformes; Salmonidae
Product: ATP-binding cassette sub-family C member 5
Biological process (GO): transmembrane transport
Cellular component (GO): membrane
Molecular function (GO): ATP hydrolysis activity; ABC-type transporter activity; ATP binding
Source: RefSeq, a predicted model, not a curated record
AAAUGACGUUAGGGUUAUGACAAAACAUUUAUUUUUACCGCUCUAAUUAACUUGAUAACCAGUUUAUAAUAGCAAUAAGGCACCUCGGGAGUUUGUGGUAUAUGGACAAUAUACCACGGCUAAGGGCUGUAUCCAGUUACUGUACAGCCACUGCGUUCCAAUUUAGGUGCUUAACAGUGUCCAACUCUGCCAUUUUCAACCCGUAUAUGGUUAUGAGUGUAAAGGGCUACACUGGGGUCUUACAAUUGCCUUACUGACGACUCAUUCGAAACAAAUGAACUGGAUACUGGAGGAGAGUUAUUGGAUAGGUUAUUGUUUUUGUGUUUGUACCAGUCCCACUCAAUUCUGUUUCUUUUCGAUUCAAUGGUGUCAUCUUGGAUCCAUUGUGUGGCUUAAGGAGAUGUUAUGGAAAUUGUGAAUCUUUGUACUUUAGUUAACAGUAUUUAGUCAGAAACUGUACUCCUGUCUGUCACCCUCUGGAGGGUCUCUGUGAAUAGAUAGAUGACACCUCUUGCAAUUGUCCAUCCUACAGCUGUUUUUUAAUGUUAUUCUGGUGUUUGUAGGCCUCUCCUAGAUGAGAACAGGUGCUUUAGAGGGAAGGGUUGUGUUCAUUAGGUACCAAAUGGAAGAAAACGGACAAACAGGGAGGGAUUACCUGGACUUGCCCAAUAAGAAAUGCUAAUUUUAGUUUUCUGUUGCAAAGCGCUUUCUGUUGCAUGUCCUAAUGAACACGACCCAGGUGUUAGGGUUAAUCAGUCCCAUUUUUCCUAGGAUAGCCUCUGUCAUCCUCCUCUCUUCCACAGGGAACACAGUGAGCCGUCUCUACCUCUGUGCUGUGAAGGGUUGAAAAAUUCCCUAAACUUCUCCACAAUUCCCAUGUUUUCCAGACAAUUCUGAACCUGAAUUUUCAUGAAAACCUAGGAACUUUGGGAAAGUUUCAGGAAUUUUGCAACCCAACUACUGUCUCAUCUGCUCUUACUAUAGCAGCACAGCAACACACCUGUGUCUCUCACCCAGGUUAAAUCAACCCAACUAGCACAGAAUGUUCCUGUAAUGCUUCCUCGUGGUUCUCCUUUGGUAAUUAGACAAAUAAUUUGCCUACAACGUUUUGGUAACGUUAUGUUGGUUCAGGAACCUUCCCACAACCUCAUUUUUUUCCUUCCUAGAACAUAAGCCAAAAUUUGUUAGCUGGGAAGAUAAUAUGGAUGGGCAGUUAGGGGUGGGGUGAGGGCAUGGCAUACAAGUGUUUGUGCUCACUGCUCCCCCCAUGCAAGGUGGCGUGUGACAGAGGCUGUUCUUCAGAUUCCACAGGGUGUCCGUUUAAACCCCUCGGCGAGAAAUAGAGAAUGAAGCGGGCAGAGACCCUGGGGGAAGAAAGCCGGAGAGGCCUUUGUGGUGAAGCGGCUGUUGGAGUACACAGAGCAGGCGGAGCCCGACCUGCCCUACGGCCUGCUGCUGGUCGUGGGGCUGCUGUGCACCGAGCUGGUCCGCUCCUGGUCACUGGCGCUCACCUGGGCCCUCAACUACCGCACAGGCACCCGCCUGCGGGGAGCCAUCCUCACCAUGGCCUUCCACAAGAUCCUGCGGCUCCGCAGCAUCCGAGACAAAUCCAUGGGACAGUUGAUCAACAUGUGUUCUAACGACGGCCAGCGGAUGUUUGAGGCUGCGGCUGUGGGCAGUCUGCUGGCAGGUGGGCCUCUUAUUGCUGUGCUGGGGAUGGGCUACAACCUGGCUAUACUGGGGCCCACCUCCUUACUGGGCUCUGCAGUCUUUAUCCUCUUCUACCCUGCUAUGAUGUUCAGUUCGAGGCUGACUGCCUACUUCAGGAGGAAGGGCAUGGCCGUGACGGACCGUCGGGUCCAGAAGAUGAACGAGAUCCUCAACUACAUCAAGUUCAUCAAGAUGUAUGCCUGGGUCAAGGCCUUCUCCCAGGAUGUGCGCAGGAUUCGAGAGGAGGAGCGCAUCAUCCUAGAGAGGACUGGCUACUUCCAGAGCAUCACAGUAGGCGUGGCUCCCAUCGUCGUGGUGAUCGCCAGCGUUGCCACGUUCUCCACUCACAUGCUGCUGGGCUACGACCUCACCGCCGCUCAGGCAUUUACAGUGGUGACUGUUUUCAAUGCCAUGACUUUUGCCUUGAAAGUCACCCCUUUCUCUGUCAAGUCCCUGUCUGAAGCAUCAGUAGCCAUGGAGAGGUUCAAGAGCCUGUUCCUGAUGGCAGAGGUGGAGAUGAUCCGGGACAAGCCCCUGAACCCCCAGGUUGCCGUGGAGAUGAUGGGCGCCAGCUUAGCUUGGGAGACAGCGGGUCACAGUGCCCAGCCCACACCCCGCGGCACCCCCUCGGUUGGCUCCACCCAGAGGCACAGGCACCGGAGGCCCGCCCAGGAGGACGAGGCAGGGGAGCAGGCAGGGUGUCUGCUGAAGGUGGGGGAGAUCCCUCCCAUCCUCUCCGUCAGCCAGCGGCUGCAGAGGACCCUGCACUGCGUGGACCUCACCGUUCGGCAGGGGAAGCUGACUGGGAUCUGUGGAAGCGUAGGCAGUGGGAAGACCUCUCUGAUCUCUGCCAUCCUUGGACAGAUGACCCUGCUGGAGGGCAAGGUGGCGGUGAACGGGGACUUUGCCUAUGUGUCCCAGCAGGCCUGGAUCCUCAAUGCCACGCUCAGGGACAACAUCCUCUUUGGGAAAGAGUACGAGGAGGAAAGGUUCCAGGCUGUUCUGAGUGCAUGCUGUCUGAGACCUGACCUGGCUAUCCUGCCCAAUGCUGAUCUGACUGAGAUCGGAGAGCGUGGCGCCAACCUGAGUGGCGGGCAACGCCAGCGGAUCAGCCUGGCGCGUGCCCUGUACAGUGACCGAGCCAUCUACAUCCUGGACGACCCGCUCAGUGCACUGGAUGCCCACGUGGGCAACCACAUCUUCAACAACGCCAUCAAGAAGCAGCUCCGCCAUAAGACCAUCGUCUUCGUCACUCACCAGCUGCAGUACCUUGUGGACUGCGAUGAUGUCAUCUUCAUGAGGGAGGGCAGCAUCACGGAGCAGGGCAGCCACGAGGACCUGAUGCGUCUCAAUAGAGACUACGCAGCAAUGUUCAACAACCUACAGCUGGGAGAGACACCCUUCGUGGAGGUGCCAACUAACAAGUCUGGGAACUCCUUAAAGAAACCCUCAGAUAACACAAAGUCUGGAUCUGUAAAGAAGGACAAGCCUGUUAGCAAAGACAACGGCCAGCUGAUGCAGGUGGAGGAGCGUGGGCGGGGCUCAGUUCCCUGGUCUGUGUACGGCGUCUACAUCCAGGCCUCGGGUGGAGCGCUGGCUUUCCUCCUAAUCCUGGCCCUCUUCGUCCUCAACGUGGGCAGCACGGCCUUCAGCAACUGGUGGCUCAGCUACUGGAUCAAGCAGGGCAGCGGAAAUACCACAGUGUUGGUGGGGAACAGUUCGGUGGUGAGCGAAAGCAUGAGGGACAACCCCCUGAUGCAGCACUACGCUGGAGUCUACGCCUCGUCUAUGGGUGUCAUGCUGCUGCUCAAACUUCUGCGCGGCAUCAUAUUUGUCAAGGGCACUUUGCAAGCUUCGUCCAGGCUGCACGAGGAGCUCUUCAGGAAGAUUCUCCGCAGCCCCAUGAAGUUCUUUGACACCACGCCCACUGGACGGAUCCUCAACCGCUUCUCUAAAGACAUGGACGAGGUGGACACGCGGCUGCCGUUCCAGGCAGAGAUGUUCAUCCAGAACGUCAUCCUGGUCUUCUUCUGCCUGGGCGUGAUUGGCAGCAUCUUCCCCUGGUUCCUCGUGGCUGUGGGCCCCCUGGUGCUGCUCUUCACCAUGCUCCACAUGGUGUCGCGCGUGUUCAUCCGCGAGCUCAAGCGCCUUGACAACGUCACCCAGUCGCCCUUCAUCUCGCACAUCACCUCCAGCAUCCAGGGCCUCUCCACCAUCCACGCCUACAACAGGGGCCACGAGUUCCUGGACAGGUAUCAGGAGCUCCUGGAUCAGAACCAGGCUCCUUUCUACCUGUUCAGCUGUGCCAUGCGCUGGCUGGCCGUGCGGCUGGACGUCAUCAGUGUGGCUCUGAUCAGCAUCACAGCGCUCAUGAUAGUCCUCAUGCAUGGCCAGAUCCCUCCGGCCUACGCCGGCUUGGCCAUCUCCUACGCCGUGCAGCUCACAGGGCUGUUCCAGUUCACAGUCAGACUAGCCUCUGAAACUGAGGCUCGCUUCACUUCUGUGGAGAGAAUUCACCACUACAUUGAGUCUCUAGCGCUGGAGGCCCCGGCCCGCAUCAAGAACAAGGCACCCCCGCCAGACUGGCCCCAGGAGGGCGAGGUGGUGUUUGACGGGACGGAGAUGAGGUACAGAGACAACUUGCCACUUGUUCUCAAGAAGGUGUCCUGCACCAUCCGUCCCAAGGAGAAGAUUGGCAUAGUGGGCCGGACGGGCUCAGGGAAGUCUUCUCUGGGCGUAGCUCUGUUCCGUCUGGUGGAGCCCUGUGGCGGCUCCAUCAAGAUGGACGGCAUCAACAUCUGUGACAUCGGCCUGGCCGACCUCCGCAGCAAGCUGUCCAUUAUCCCUCAGGAGCCUGUGCUGUUCAGCGGCACAGUCAGGUCAAACCUGGACCCUUUUAACCAAUAUGCCGAGGAGCUGAUCUGGGACGCUCUGGAGCGGACACACAUGAAGGAGUGUGUGUCUCAGCUGCCCCUGAAGCUGGAUUCAGAGGUGGUGGAGAAUGGAGAGAACUUCUCCAUGGGAGAGAGACAGCUGCUCUGUGUUGCUAGAGUCCUACUCAGACAGUGCAAGGUCUUGAUCUUGGACGAGGCAACGGCAGCAAUGGACUCGGAGACGGAUUCUCUGAUCCAGGAGACAAUCCGCAAUGCCUUUCAGGACUGCACCACCCUGACCAUAGCCCACCGGCUGCACACCGUACUCAACUGUGACCGCAUUAUGGUGCUCAACCAGGGACAGGUGGUGGAGUUUGACGAGCCGUCCAACCUGCUGGCCAAUGAGAACUCUCGAUUCUGUUCCAUGCUGGCUGCCGUGGAGAACAAGAUCUCUGUGAAAGGCUAAAAUGGGUACAGGAGGCACAGACAUGCCCUGGAGAUGAGGAGAGGGGAGGACGCUCCCAAAGGGGUCCAGCCAUCUGACCGCUCCCUCCGUGGUCUCACCCUCUUCCUCUGCUUACCCACCCUGAGCUUACCGCUCAGCCUGUAGAGGGGUGCAGCAUCGAACCAUGGAAUUAGAAUUCUACGGUUGCAUCAUGUCCUUGGUAUAAGGCAAGGGCUGCCCUGAGGAGAUGCUUGCUCAGAAGCCAUUUCAGCUGGAAUGGUCAGGGAACCACUGAUACUGUACUGUCUUUAGUAAUAUAUAAGAAAUAAAGCUUUAUAUGUAGCUAUAUUCAUAGCAUAACUGGUCUGUUUUAUAGAAUAUAUCUAUAUAUACAUAUAUUUACAGUGGUAAAAUAUGCUUUAUUUUCUACUGACUCUGUAUGUAGUUGUAUGAAAUGUAUUAUUGUAUAUUCACUCGUGUUUUACCAUCAUUGCUGACUAACUUUGCUGUUGAUUUUUUUUGCGGCUUGAAACAUCUGUAAUCCUUUCUCUUGUGACUUGAACCAAUGCACCCUUAAACCCUGGACCCUGGCACAAGUGGUGGAUCUGUGGGGCCUAGUGGGACAUAAGACUCUAGGAGAGAAAUGGUGCUGCUCAGUGUUUUCACUGGGCAAUCAAAAGGACGUGCUUAAAGGUAGAACUAACCCUGCUUAAAGGUAGAGGGUAUCUCCCCUUCUUAAAGGCCUUGUAUGUCUACAGCCUAGUCCCUCUCUUAACUCUCUUACUUCUGACUUUUUAUUAUCAUGAUUCUUUUGAUUGCUGUUAACUUCAGUUUGUUGUUACUGUUUGUCACAGCCCUUUUGCACUGAUGGUGAAGCUACAAGGGGUCGCCAGUGCCAUCUGCUGUUGGGGAGGGGAGGUCCUGCGACUGUUCUACAUUAUUAUUAUGGUGACAUAAAAGAUGCCUGUUGAGCACAAUGUCUUUGUGAUUUGAACAAGAUUGCAUUCUCUUUGCCCUGACCCAGUGAAUCUUUUAUGUGUGUGUUGUCAAUCCGCUAAUUGACACUGUUUGGACCAGAACCACACAGAUUAUAACACUCCUGCACUGGGUGUAGUAGAGAACCUCUAUCCUGUCUUUGCAGUAUUGAGAUGAUGCUCAUACUGUAACUACGAAUAACCUCGGCAAGCCUUGCAGAAUGUGUGUCGUUUUGUCAUUUCUAUUACUUUUUAUAGCCUUAGCAUGAAUUCAUUAUUGCCUUGUUAACAGGGUAGGAUGGAGUGGAAAGGGAUCGCUUUUAAAUAUUCUGUCAAUAAAAAUAUUUUAGGUUUA